AUGAGUACACGACCACGAAAAGGCUCCUCAGCCUUAUCACACGUUUCUAAUCAUUCCUCAAAUAAUUCAAGUGGUUCGGCAAAGUAUUCUGAGAGAUCAGCAAUGACAACAAUUUCAUCGAGAAAUACAAGUCGUAAAGUAUCAACUACAUCGGGUCCUCUUUCCUCAUCACCAUUGCUAGACUCUAGAAAAUCUUCUUCUGUCUAUGAUGAAAUCCUGAAAACAGCCUUUAAGAAAAAGAAACCAUUACCUUCAGCUACCACUUCAGGAAGUACUACUACCACCACUACUUUGAAUCCUUCAACAAAUCCUUCAUCAUCAAGUUUAGGGAUUAAGCCAAAAACACCUCUCACUCCAACAAAACGAAAUUUAGAUAAAACUAAUAAGGAUACAUCAAAAAGUUCUGCUGCUGGGUUGAAAACAAAGUCUACAGCAUCUACUACAGUUGAGAGCACACAAUCAAAGGAACUUCCACAACAAGAUCCUAACAAUGACCAACAACAAAUACCAACAAGGGACACAACAGAACAUACGGAAACAAAUAUCCAUAGUGAUACCCCUUCAUCCGAUGAGGUUCAACAGGAAGAUCCAGUCAAGGAAACCCAUAAAGAUGACACUGAGGAAGUAAUACCAUCAAAACUUGAAGAAGAAUUGGUAAAUGAUAAGAGUUUGGAAGUUACAAUUGAGAAAGGAGAGAAGGAACCAGAAUUUGCGGUUGAAAAACCAAUUAUUGAUAUUUCUAAAAUCUCUGCUUUGAUUGAAACUGAAAAGGAGCUUCUCAAUCAUACUGAAAUCAACAAUUCAAAGCCAACUUUAACAAUACCAUCAACACCUUCUGAAAGAAUUGCAAGUUUAACAGAGGAAGAAAAGAUCAAAGUUAAAAACUUGGCAGCCAGAAACUUGAAAUACAACAAUUAUGAAGAAUUAUUUGAAUCACCAACCAAAGAUGGAACAAUGGAAGAUUUAAUGGAUAAUACAAUUGUUAAUAACAUCUCAGUAAUUGAACCUAAAGAAGAGCAAAAUCCUAUCAAGGAGGAAAUUAAGGAAACUCCACUUGAAGAAGGAGAAUCUACUCCUGUAUCAAUACCAACUGAAUCUCAACAAUUUUCUCAAAUUUUACAAGUUGAAGAAACACCAAUUGUGAAAAAGGAACUUAACACAAGUAUUGAUUCAGAGUCAUCCUAUGGUAGUUAUAUGGAGGAGUCUGAUGAUGUUGUAGUAUUUGAAUCACCUAACAAAGAUGAAAGAGAAGUUCACAUGUUCUCACCAAUUCAAAAGGAUGAAGUUAUGGAACCUCUUGAAAUGAACGAGUCGUUUACUACAGCUGCAACAGAAAAGCUGGAAGCUCAUUUACAGAAAACUGUAGAUUUGGAAAAGGAAAAUCAACUGUUAGAAUUGGAAAUCAAAUAUUUGGAAAAAGAAUUGAAAUCUAAUAUUCAUAAUCAAGAAAAAAGACAACCUGAAAAUGUUGUUUAUGACUUACCAAAACAUGAACACUUUGAGAAGGAAAGGGAUGAAAGACCUUAUUUUGAAGAUAGUGAAUCAGAGGAUGGUGAAGAACCUGUACAAGAAGAAAUUAGACAUCAACACCCAAUCCAUCAACCACAAAUUAUUGAAAUUUCAAGAGAGGAAUUAAUCAAACCAAGAGCUUUUUUGAAUCAUCAAAUAUUAUUUCAAGAAGUUAAGAAAGAGUUAAAACGUAAUAUCCAAGAAAUUAAACCAAUCAAAAUACCAGAAGUAUUUAUUCGUGAAACCAUCAAAUCAAAACAAGAAAUCAAAAUUAUUUCUACUCCUCUUGAGCCUGAACUAGAGCACUCAGAUCAAUACCCAAAGCAAGAACCUGAAACGCAAGAGCCAGAACCAGAACUUGAACCAGAGCAACCUGAAGAGCAAGAACCAGAGCCAGAAAUUAUAGAGCAAAUACCUAUCGUAUCAGAACCUGUAAAAGUAAUUGUUAAUCAUCACCCAAUCAUUCCAGAGCCAAAAAAACAAGUUGAGCAUGUGGAUGAAGAUUUGGAAUUUGACAUGGAAUUACAAAAAAUUGUUGGUGAAGACUUUAGAAGGAAAAAGAUUACCAUAAUGGAUCCAAAGAAUUUUGUAGAAAGAGGUGCCAGUUCUCCAAUAGCUAGAUUGAGGAGAAGAGUCCAAACCAACUCUGAAGCUUCAACAGUUCAACCACCUCAAAUUGAGCCAACUAAUGUCUCUAAAAAUUCUGAUGAACAACCAAAACCUUCAUCUCAUAGACUUGCUGGAUAUAAGGCAAGAAGAGAUGCCCGAAUGAAACUAUUAGAAAAACAAGAAAUUAGUAUAACAUUACUUUCGAAUAAUGAUACUUCAGAGGUUGUUACUCCUACCAAGGAUGUACCACCAGUUCAAAAUCCACCACAACCAUCCGCCAAUGUACCAAUCAAAAAAGAAGAAACUAAUGAACCCAACCAACAAAUUACUUUGGUACGAUCGAGAACUUCCAUUACUUCUGAAAAAGCUGCACCAACAACAGACCCUGUAAAAGAUAAACCACCUACAUCCACAACAACAGUUGUUGUUAAAGAAAGAAGUGAAGAAACUACCAUUUCAAAAGAGGAAGUUAAAUUAACAAGUCUUCCUGAAAAGAAAGAGAAAUCAAGCUCAACGCUUGUUGCUGCAAUUCCAGAAGUUAAAACGAGUAGAAAAAAGUUUGACGAGGUGAUUAUUAUUUCACCUCCAAGAAAUCCACCACCAGUUGUACAUCACAUGAAUCCUCAAAUUCAAAUAGACCAAGAAACAGUUGAUGCCAUUGUUCCUGAAGAUACUGAAAAAGUAGUUCUCUUAAAGAAGACUGAAGCUCUUUUGAGCAAAUCAAGAGAACGUCAUUCUUCACCAAUCAGAAAGAUUGAAAUUACAAAAGAAACCGAGUCACCAAAUGUUAGCUUUGUAACAAGCUUAAGCUAUAACAAUCAAUCAUCUUUGAAUCAAUCCAUGUCUUCAAUUAUUAAGGAUGAUCCAAAACAAGAGACUUUGAAUAGAGUUAAUCAUUUAGAAAAGUUUAUGAAAGAUUUGAAAAAGAAGAAACAAGAUGAAUUGGAUGUUUUAGAGAAAAAGUUUGAUGAAAUGAAAUCCUACUUUUCGCAAGAGUUGGGAACUAGAGAUUCUGAAAUCCAUAACUUGACUAAUCAAAACCAAUUAUUAAGAGACAAACUAGCAGUUGCUCAGUCUCAAAUAGAUGAUUUGUCAAUAGUUAUUGAACACAUUCUUGAAACACAAGAGGUUUUAGAAGUUCAAUUGAAAAAAAAGCCAAAAGGAAACAAGUUGACUUCUCCAUUAAUAGAAGCAAGAGAAGAUGAACCUGUUUCACCUGUUUCAUAUCCUGGUAAUGAUAUUCAAAAUAAUUUGUCACCUGUAUCAUCAUCUAUUCCAAUAAGUAUAAAUCAUGAAGACCUACAAGAAACUCAACCAACACCAUUAGCUUUUUCAAAAGAGGAUAUUAAUGUCGAUUUAUCAAUUGAUGGAGAAUUCUACUUAUCGUUUGGAAAGGCAAGUUUGCCAUUGGGAGAGUACGUCAAGACAUUGUAA
This is a messenger RNA of Naegleria gruberi, 3552 nucleotides long. RefSeq lists its product as uncharacterized. The transcript has a single exon. NCBI's taxonomy places the organism in Eukaryota, Heterolobosea, Eutetramitea, Acrasida, Naegleriidae. The coding region runs from base 1 to 3552 and encodes 1183 amino acids. The record is from RefSeq and is a predicted model, not a curated record.